Messenger RNA from Elephantulus edwardii (Cape elephant shrew), 1970 nucleotides. It is a transcript of the gene NACC2, whose product is annotated as NACC family member 2, BEN and BTB (POZ) domain containing. Gene Ontology annotation, molecular function: RNA polymerase II cis-regulatory region sequence-specific DNA binding; protein binding; DNA-binding transcription factor activity, RNA polymerase II-specific. Bases 70 to 1815 code for a protein of 581 amino acids. The record is from RefSeq and is a predicted model, not a curated record. Gene Ontology annotation, biological process: regulation of transcription by RNA polymerase II. Lineage: Eukaryota; Metazoa; Chordata; Mammalia; Macroscelidea; Macroscelididae. The transcript has 5 exons.
GCAGAUGAGCCCCACUGGUCUGCUCCAGCGCUGAGAGUCUGAGGGGUGCCCGCCACCCCUGCUGCCACCAUGUCCCAGAUGCUGCACAUUGAGAUCCCCAACUUUGGGAACACCGUGCUGGGCUGUCUGAACGAGCAGCGCCUGCUGGGCCUCUACUGCGAUGUGUCCAUCGUGGUCAAGGGCCAGGCCUUCAAGGCCCACCGCGCCGUGCUGGCUGCCAGCAGCCUCUACUUCCGAGACCUCUUCAGUGGCAACAGCAAGAGCGCCUUCGAGCUGCCAGGCACCGUCCCGCCCGCCUGCUUCCAGCAAAUCCUGUCCUUCUGCUACACGGGCAAGCUGACCAUGGCGGCCAGUGAGCAGCUAGUGGUCAUGUACACGGCCGGCUUCCUGCAGAUCCAGCACAUCGUGGAGCGCGGUACCGACCUCAUGUUCAAGGUGAGCUCGCCCCACUGCGACUCCCAGAGCGCUGUCAUUGAGGACGCCGGCUCUGCGCCCCAGAGCCCCUGCAACCAGCUGCAGCCCGCCACGCCCUAUGUCGUGUCCCCCUCGGUACCCAUCCCGCUGCUCACCCGUGUGAAGCAUGAGGCCGUGGAGCUGCCGCACGCCGCCGGCCCAGGCCUGGCCACCAAGCGGCCACUGGAGACGGGGGCCCGGGAAGGUGUGACAGCGGCAGCAGGUGCCACGGUGACGGCUGGCACAGCCCCCCUCAAGCUGCCCCGCGUGUCCUACUACGGCGUGCCCAGCCUGGCCACCCUCAUCCCCAGCAUCCAGCCGGUGCCCUAUGCCCAGGGCGAGAGGACCAGUCCGGGGGCCAGCAGCCUGCCCACCACCGACAGCCCCACCUCCUACCACAACGAGGAGGAUGAGGAGGAUGACGAGGCGUACGACACCAUGGUGGAGGAGCAGUACAGCCAGAUGUACAUUAAGUCCACCGGUGGCUACGCAGUGCCGGAGAAGCCGGAGCCGGUACCUCUGGAGAGCCGCUCGUGCGUCCUCAUCCGCCGAGACCUGGUGGCCCUGCCCGCCAGCCUCAUCAGUCAGAUCGGGUACCGCUGCCACCCCAAGCUCUACUCGGAGGGGGACCCCGGAGAGAAACUGGAGCUGGUAGCAGGCUCCGGAGUCUACAUCACACGGGGCCAGCUGAUGAAUUGUCACCUGUGCGCGGGGGUGAAGCAUAAGGUCCUGCUGCGAAGGCUCCUGGCCACCUUCUUUGACAGGAACACCCUGGCCAACAGCUGCGGCACCGGCAUCCGCUCGUCCACCAGCGAUCCCAGCCGCAAGCCACUGGACAGCCGCGUCCUGAAUGCUGUGAAACUCUACUGCCAGAACUUCGCCCCCAGCUUCAAGGAGAGUGAGAUGAACGUGAUCGCAGCCGACAUGUGCACCAACGCCCGGCGGGUCCGCAAGCGCUGGCUGCCCAAGAUCAAGUCCAUGCUGCCCGAGGGCGUGGAGAUGUACCGCACGGUCAUGGGCUCCUCGGCCGCCAGCGUGCCUCUCGACCCCGACUUCCCGCCCGCCACCCAGGUCUUUGAGCAACGCAUCUUCACUGAGCGUCGGGCUGACUCCGCGGCCAUCGUGGCCCUCCGAACAGACACUGUGAAUGUAGACCUGGCCUCCGCCCCCAACCCCGCCUUUGAGGCCGGCGAGGAGGCCGAUGGGGCGGGCUCGGUCAUCCAGGAGGUGGCCGCACCCGAGCCACUGUCCACCGAUGGCCAGAGCCCAGCCCAGCCCUUUGAGCAGGGCAGCGCCAGCUCCAGCCGGCCCGCGACCCCUGCGCGGAGACCAGAGCCCGGCAGCUACCCCGGGACUUUGUAAGGGCCGGUGGGCGGAGCAGCGGGCGGGGUCUUGGCGCUAGAGCUUGCAUGUGUUACUAAUUCAGACCAAUGUGAUCGAGCCACAACCUACUGAACCGCUACUGUUGCCUGAGACAAUGUGACUUUACUCUGCUUGUAUUUAACGUAUGAAGGAAA